CCUCUGCGGGAAAGCUUGGGCGCCCCUUGGCCCCGGCAGGGGGCGCCCCCACCCUUGGGGAAGGGGCGGGGACGACGGCAGUGGGCGGGGGCGGGGGCGGGGGUGGCCUGGACGGGGGCGGGCUCCCCGAGCCCCCAUUGGCUACAGGCCCCCCCAACACCAGGGCUCCCCCCCGUUCCCCCCCACAUCAGUCCAUCCUGCUUCCAGCUGCUGCAGCGCGCCUUAACCGCCUCAGCAUCCAGCAGCCCCCUGCUCUGGUCCAGCAUGGCGACCCCAACCCAGACCCCCACAAAGGCUCCUGAGGAACCUGACCCAUUUUAUUAUGACUACAAAACGGUGCAGACAGUGGGCAUGACUCUGGCUACCAUAUUGUUCCUGCUGGGCAUCCUCAUUAUCAUCAGCAAGAAGGUGAAGUGCAGGAAGGCGGACUCCAGGUCUGAGAGCCCAACAUGCAAAUCCUGUAAGUCGGAACUUCCCUCCUCAGCCCCUGGCGGUGGCGGCGUGUAAAAGCAGCCUUGGGGAACCUCCACUGCUGUCCCUGCCUGAGCGCGGGAGCCUGAGGACCCGGUGGAGGCGGUGGGGACCCCAGCCGUGCGCCGGGGAGCGCUCCCCGAAUGGGCCGCCCCACCCACCCCAAGGCUGGAGCCGCUGCACCCCGCCGUCCCUCCUCAGACCCUGGCAAUGACGACCCCCGCAAAGAGCCCGUCUGUAUCCCAGACCCAGGGACUCAGGCCUUCACUCCUGGGCUCCAGGGGUCCCUCGCGAGCCCCCACAGAACCCCGUGUACCGCUUCCCUGCACCUCCUUGUCUCCGCCCCGAAGAUCCGUACCUCUGACCCCUCGGUGUCCCUGUCUUGAGCUUAAUAAAUGUGCAUUUGGUUUUUCUCCU
Nycticebus coucang (slow loris) is the source of this 888-nucleotide messenger RNA. It is a transcript of the gene FXYD7, whose product is annotated as FXYD domain containing ion transport regulator 7. Gene Ontology annotation, biological process: regulation of sodium ion transmembrane transporter activity. Lineage: Eukaryota; Metazoa; Chordata; Mammalia; Primates; Lorisidae. The transcript has 6 exons. Gene Ontology annotation, molecular function: sodium channel regulator activity. The coding region runs from base 265 to 507 and encodes 80 amino acids. Gene Ontology annotation, cellular component: membrane. The record is from RefSeq and is a predicted model, not a curated record.